CUUUGACCUUUUCAAUAACCGGAAGUACUGAAACCGGUUACGAAAACGUCCUUGCUCCACUUUCUUGGCCCGGAAAUUUUGGUAAACGGUUCGUCUUAAAAAUGUCUACGGAGGCAGGCAGCUCGCAGGCCAAGGGUGGAUCCUUCGUGACCGACUGGAAGAACGAGAAGGAGGUCGAAAAGUACCUCGGGAAUUUGGAAACGGAGUUUGGGUUCCAGUGCUACCACGAGAAGCUUUAUGAUGGUUGUCAUCGCCUGGCCAAUUUUUAUGAGCAGAUAAAGAAGGACUACCCUGCGGCAGCCAAGGUGCUCAAGUCCAACUGCGAGUACAACAACUUUGCCGAGUCAUGCUUCAAACUGGGGACGUACCAUUUGGUGGGCAGGGGUCAAGUGGAGAAAAGUCCCCAGGAAGCCUUCAAACUGUUCACCAGGUCAUGUGACAUGAAGUUUGGGAGCGGCUGUCACAAUUUGGGCCUCAUGCACCAGAGCGGAGUGGCCGUGGAAAAAAAGGACUUUCCGAAAGCCGCCGAGUUCUACAAGACGGGCUGCGAACUGAACAACCCUGACAGUUGCUUCAGGCUCGGUACGCUGUACCUACAGGGGGUGGAUGGGAUAGCGAGGGAUUUCGGAAAAGCGUUGGAGUAUUCGUUGAAGAGUUGUGAGAUGGGACACAUGUUGGGGUGCGCGAACGUGGGACACAUGUAUCACACUGGGGACGCUGGCGAAAAGAACGCCGAACUUGCCGAGAAGUACAAGACGAUGGCCAAACAGAUGCAGACGGAGGUUAAGAAGAUUAGGAAGCAAAUCAAGUUUGGAGAAUGACAGAUUAACCUGGUGUCUUAGUAGUUAUUAGAGACUAUGUUAAUAUUAGGGUUGAGGCUUUGCAAAUCUGGAUUCAAAUAUGUACAAAAAAUGUAGUUUGGGGUGCUCCCUCUCCCUCUGCAGAGGUGUCUUUGGACUUUCUUAUGCUAUGGUAUUACUAACAUUAAUUUUGCAAGUUGGUGCUAGAAGGGGCACUGUAAAUGUAAUCCAGGUCGGGCUCUGAAGCCACAAAAUUGUCUGGGUCAACUCACAGAUGCUUGGUGGUACCUUUCAGUACUUUCACACUUAGGUUAUGGCAUUUAUGUUGCCAAGUCUC
This is a messenger RNA of Branchiostoma floridae (Florida lancelet), 1137 nucleotides long. RefSeq names its product cytochrome c oxidase assembly factor 7-like. The transcript is spliced from 3 exons. Gene Ontology annotation, molecular function: protein binding. The record is from RefSeq and is a predicted model, not a curated record. NCBI's taxonomy places the organism in Eukaryota, Metazoa, Chordata, Leptocardii, Amphioxiformes, Branchiostomatidae. Gene Ontology annotation, cellular component: mitochondrial intermembrane space. The coding region runs from base 102 to 821 and encodes 239 amino acids.